Messenger RNA from Auanema sp. JU1783, 567 nucleotides. NCBI's taxonomy places the organism in Eukaryota, Metazoa, Nematoda, Chromadorea, Rhabditida, Rhabditidae. The record is from the annotation of a GenBank genome assembly.
AUGUAUCCCAAUUGGACGUCUGCAACUACUGACGAGCCCUAUUGGGCUCCCAGCGGUCCUAAUCUGAGUACUAUGGCUCCUACACCUACGAACAGUAUUAAGCAGCCGUAUGAUCCAUUACUUUAUAAUCAAAAUUAUAUGAACAAUAUGAAAAAUAUGUUAGCAGCUCAAUGGGUAGAAAAUAGCAAUCCUUUCAACUACAAUCCGUUACAAGCCACUUCAACAACCUUUCCUGAACGAGCAGCAGCCCAAUUAGCCCAGCCAGUUUUUCCGUGGAUGAAGAUGGGAGUUGCUGUUGCCGGAACGAAGACAGGCGAAUCGAAGCGUACGCGACAGACGUACUCCAGGAAUCAGACAUUAGAAUUAGAAAAAGAAUUUCAUUAUAAUAAGUAUUUAACACGUAAACGUCGUCAAGAAAUCAGUGAGAGCUUACAACUAACGGAACGACAAGUUAAAAUAUGGUUCCAAAACAGGCGAAUGAAACACAAAAAGGAAAGUAAGGGUGAAGGUGAAACCAUUGGAAAUGAUAGUGAUGAAUCAACUCAAGAUGAUCAUCAGAAUUCUUAA